CGCUGCCGGCGCGUGGCGUCACUGCUCGCGGCUGCUGUCAGCGCGGGCGCGCGGCGGCCGCGGCUCCGCGCGCUUUGUCCGCCCCCCUUGCCGGGUGCUCCUCUCUUUCUUCCCCGUUUCUGUAGUGUUGGUUGGACGGGCCGUGGGCAGCCCCAGACAGGCUCUCUGGAGCCGGGGGCGCCGCGGGAAGUCCGGGCAGGCGAGUGCGUGUGCGUGAGUCCCCCCGACGGCCCUUUCAUCGCUUUGUUGUGAUUAGCCGGAGGCCGGGCCUGCGCCGGGGGCGUUCGGGCCGCCGGGAGCUGCUCGGCACCAUUUGCUCGGGCUCCCGCUCCCUGAACCCGGGCGAAAGCGAACGAGCUGGUCUCUUCUGCGAGCCCGAUAAAUGCUGUUUAUGAGGAUGGACCUGUUGAACUACCAGUACUUGGACAAGAUGAACAACAAUAUCGGCAUUCUCUGCUACGAAGGUGAAGCGGCUCUGAGGGGGGAGCCCCGAAUGCAGCCCCUGCCCGUGUCCCCGGCCCUGCCCAACCACCGCACCGGCCCCCCGCCCAUCAGCCCCGGCAAGAGGAAGCUCAGCAUGGACCAGGGGGACGAGGAGCUUGACUGUGAGAGCGACCACGUCUCCAAAAUGAGUCGAAUGUUCAACCCGCACCUAAACAAGACUGCCAAUGGGGAUUACCGGAAGGAGCACAGGGAGAGGAGUCGCAGCCCCAUCGAGAGGGCUGCUGCCCCAACAAUGAGCCUUCAUGCCAAUCACAUGUACGCCUCAAUCCCAAGCUUGACCAUGGAUCAACCUCUAGCACUGACCAAAAACAGCAUGGAUGCAACCCGAACAGUCGGCAUCACCCCUACACUGACUUCUGUGGAGCGGCAGCAGAACCGUCCAUCCGUGAUCACGUGUGCUUCAGCGAACAACCGCAACUGCAACCUCUCGCACUGCCCCAUCGCGCACAGCGGCUGUGCCGCCGGGCCCGCCUACCGCCGACCCUCCAGCGCCGCCCCCGCCUGCGACCCCGUGGUGGAGGAACACUUCCGCAGGAGCCUCGGCAAGAACUACAAGGAGCCCGAGCCUGUGGCAAACUCCGUGUCCAUCACAGGGUCGGUUGACGACCACUUCGCCAAAGCGCUCGGGGACACGUGGCUCCAGAUCAAAGCUGCCAAGGACGGCGUGUCCAGCAGUCCUGAGUCGGCCUCUCGGCGGGGCCAGGCGUCCCCCUCCUCCCACAUGGUCAAUCACACUCACUCGCCCUCUGUCGUCUCAUGAAGACUGGGACGUUUGUGAAUUUGCAUGGUUUGACUGAGCUUUGAAGAGUGCUUAAAAUAGUGUUGGGAGAGGGGAGAUUAGUUUUCAACACAUGUUUUUGUGUACUCACUUUGUAUUUGUAAAAGGGUGCCCUUAAAGACGAUAGCAGGAACUAUUUCAUAAAGAUUCAUAUGAUGUAGCAUCCUUUUUUCCUGCCUCAAUUACCAAAGAAACCUCUGAUGCAAAUCUGCUGCCCCUUAAAAAAAACGUAAUGCACGCUAAUACACAAAAGCCAUUACGCUUAGUUGGUUGACCCAAACGCUUUUUGCCUUUAUUAGCUUCUCGAGACUAGAAUUUGUCUGAUUUGCUUACAUUGCCUUUUUUUUCCCUCUGUGAAGUAAUUUUGUAUGUAUAUACUUGAAAAGAACUGUCAUGUAUGAUUUGCACUAUUGAAGGAGGACUGAAGUUGCGUAGCGACUUUCUGGAAGAUGCUAAUAUUUUGAGGGCAAACUGCUGAAAAAAGGGUUUAAGGAUGACGUUUCUAUCAGUUUGAUUUUUUCUUAAAGCAAAACAGCUUUGGAAGGGGAAGUCUCAUACAGGUUAUAGGUCUUUCUCUCUUUAGAUUUCGGGUGCUUAGUGCUUGCAACUGGACUGCAUAAUUUACAGAACACGGGCAUUUUUUCCUAAACACUGCAGUUUGUUAGAAUAGAGCCGAGGUUGGAGGGUUCAAUAGUGCUUAACAAUGCAUGUUUUAUGAAAAAUAGCUGGUAUCUAUUAAUGUAUAGACAGUAAGAAUCAUAAUACUUAUUAGCUUUUCUUCAGAAUUAGUUUAUUUUUGUCAGUAACAAUCCUAGAUAUACUUACUGCUGGUACAGUUGUACUCUAUGAUGUUUGUAUUUUAUAUUCACUUUAGUAGCAGCCGGCGAGCGGGGCCAGCGCAGGACGGGCCGCGCAGACGGGGCCGGUGCGGAACAGGACGCCACGGUUUGUUCUGUCCGCAGCUCCGUCUGCUCACGGGAACUGCCUUCUGGAAACUUCCAUCUCUGGAAUCCCCCUGUAGCUGCAGAAACUGCCCCCGUUACGUAUCUUGGCUGGACAACAGAUUGUUACAGUUUGUGAAAUACGAUCUUUAAUUUUUUUAAGCUUAUUCAUAAACUUACGCCAAGUUGCAGCAUACAUUCCUCCAUUAGAAAACUUUAUACAGGUAUUACUGCAUUUAUUAUCAUUUGCUAUAUUAAUAGCUGCUAACUAGAAAUUAGGCAGUAGAGGCAGGUGUAAAACCACAGCUGUGCUAGUACUAAGAGCUUCUCUUCUUGUACAGUGUAACUGCUCUCCCCCAGACAUUCCAUCUUCCCAGUACAGUUGCAACUAGGGCUUUUUUUUUAUACUGGGUUACCUGAAAUGAUUGGUUCGGUGUAGAAAGGUAGAACUAGUUGGAAGAUGAACUACACGUGAUGUAUUAUGGACUAUGUUACAGUAUUGGGUCCAUUGUGGCUUUUAUUUUACGGUUUUGGGUUCUUUUACGGUUAAGCUAUUUAAUUGGAAAAGGUGCAGGGUAGAAGGAGAUCAGGAGAUUGGCUCUUACUCUUGUGGAGAAGGUGGCUGCUCAAUUUUCUUUAAAAAAAAGGAAAAAAAGAAAAAAAAAAACACACCUAGCCCCAGUUUUACACAUUUCACUACCAUCCGACUGGGUAGUCAACGCUUCCUUGCUUUGGCAUUCAGUACCCUACUCUGUAGGAGGAUUGUUAAAAGAACACUUUUUUAUAUAGGUAACUUUAAGACCAUCGUUACGCUGUGCGUAAAGAAUGUACAGAGAAAUUUGUAGGUAUUUUUUGAGGAACAAUUAAUUUGUUAAUGAUAUGUAGCUAUUUAAUUUUUCCCUUUCCUUUAUUGUAAUCAUUCAUUUUUUUUUUUUUUUUUUUGUUUGGAGAAAAAAGUUGAUCUUUUUUUGUUGUAGAUUUGUCUGUAAUACAGUAAAAGUGCAGGAACACAGUUAUUCUAUGAGAACACUGCAUUAGCAUUAAUAGCCACUAGUUUGUUAUUGCUACGGGCUACUGAACAUUAUAACAGUAAAAUACUAAUACUGUAGAUGGACUCUGUGGAAAAUGUGACUCCUAUAUUUCUUUGUAAACACAAAUAAGAUAAUGUUUUUAAAGCUAAUAUUUUCAAUAAUAGCUGUUUUACAAGGUUACAUUUACUUAUCUGAGAUAGGUAAAUGGAUUUGAGGGCAAUAAAGACUUAAUGUGAUAUGUCCAGUAAAACAUAUAUUAAACACAAUAAUGUCACGAAAGCCAAAGGGUUGGGGGGAGGUGGAAGGAAACUAAACUGAACUCGCCAUCCUGAGAUGUGGCGAAGUUUCUUCACAGAGCCGGGUCAUCUACAGUUCAGUCUGAAAGAUUCUCUCUGUGUUUGUAAAUCUGUAAUAUACCAUUCUUUUGUGGCCUUGUUUCACCUGCAAAAAGGAGAAAAAAAAAAAAAGGUUUGGCAGGCCAUCUUUUUUUUUGUACUUAAAAGUAGCCUUAAAGAACAAUAAAGUGCUCUUAAAUCA
This is a messenger RNA of Columba livia (rock pigeon), 3791 nucleotides long. RefSeq names its product vestigial like family member 4 (gene VGLL4). The transcript is spliced from 5 exons. The coding region runs from base 383 to 1264 and encodes 293 amino acids. Lineage: Eukaryota; Metazoa; Chordata; Aves; Columbiformes; Columbidae. The record is from RefSeq and is a predicted model, not a curated record. Gene Ontology annotation, biological process: negative regulation of DNA-templated transcription. Gene Ontology annotation, molecular function: transcription coactivator binding.